AUGGAUGGCAUGGCCUUUGUGGCAUGGCCUUUGCCUUUUGUCAAGUCGACACAGUUCACUCCCGACCUGAUCGAGUAUCUCAGCGGAAACCAGGGCUUCAAAUUAAGCGGAUAUAGCGAUUCUUUUGGGUGGGAGGUCAAUGCACCGCAAAAAACCGCACGGAUAUUGAAUGGUUCAGAUAUACAAGCGGAUGGCUCGCUAGUGAGUGGGUACAGCCGAGUGUUUCGAACAGGCCUUGAGGAUGUUAUGAGAAAUGUCGCUGCUUCAUUGACAACCUGGGCCCUCCAGCAUAACGCGGAUAAUUUCAAUGGCACAGCGCUACUACCCGAAGUUUAUGUUGAUGUUCAUUGGCCCUGGCUGGCCCUUCCAGCAGCACUCAUUGUUCUGUCUAUUGUCUUUUUGGGACUGACAAUGCUGCUCAACACGGACCAAGGCCGUGAUCUUUGGAAGACCUCCGCUUUACCUGUUCUUAAGCAUGGGCUGUAG
Penicillium arizonense is the source of this 486-nucleotide messenger RNA. RefSeq lists its product as uncharacterized. The record is from RefSeq and is a predicted model, not a curated record. The transcript has a single exon. Bases 1 to 486 code for a protein of 161 amino acids. Lineage: Eukaryota; Fungi; Ascomycota; Eurotiomycetes; Eurotiales; Aspergillaceae.